AGCCACCUUAAACUCCUCGCUCGCUCUCGCACUACUACUCCGACCUUCGCUUUAGUUCGCUCUCCGUCUCUCCAGAGCCUUCCCGCUCCAUUCCCACCGAGGCACGUAACACGUUCAUGGCGACCUCCGCAGCAGCGGCAGUGACGGUGAGCUCAUCGGACGCCCUAGCCCUUGCGAGCGCGAUCGUGUCGUUGGCCAGGGACGCCUUCACCCACCGGAGGAACUGCCAGCAGCUCGCCGAGCACGCGGAGCUGGUGCGGGCCCUGCUGGAGAAGGUGGACGGCACGGACCUGGCGAGGGUACCGGAGAUCGAGGAGGGUUUGCGGGAGCUGGAGGAGGUCCUGAGAGAGGCGCUCGAGCUGGUGGAGAGCUGCAGAGGGAAGAGCUGUAUGUACAUGGUCGCCACCGGGUGGAACGCGGUGUACGAGUUCCGCCGCGUGGAGACGGAGAUCGAUCGGCGGGUGAAGAUCCCGACGUUGACUGCGUUGGUGCAUGAGUUUCGCAUGGAGCAUUUGAAGCAAGCCCUGCGAGCCAUCGAAGACGACCACAGAGAUUACAUGCUGGACGAGCUGGACAUCGAAGCUCAGAAGGCGAUCCUGAAACCCGACCGAACCAAGAGAGAUGCGGACGUUUUGGAGAAGUUCCUGUAUCGGGCGUACCCCGACCUGCGAUUCGACGAAGCUCUUCAAGAGGAGCGAGAGAAGCUGCAUGUCGAGUUGCAGUGGUUGCGGUCAAGGAACGAGACAAAGCAGUGUCGGGUGAUUGAGCAUCUCAUCAGCGUCGCCGAGAACCCGUCCAACACAUUGCCGAGCAAGAGGGUCACGAAGCUGCUUGUGAAUCAGCCGGCAUUCGUCAUGUCGGGGUAUAUAAACAAUGUAAAGUCCAUCAGAGAGAGCUUUCAGGAUCAAGGACAAGAUGACUGGCAGGCUGAUCUUUUGGUUGCUGCAUGGAGCCCUCUUUGA
Molecule: messenger RNA, 962 nt
Organism: Eucalyptus grandis
Lineage: Eukaryota; Viridiplantae; Streptophyta; Magnoliopsida; Myrtales; Myrtaceae
Product: cell number regulator 13-like
Exons: 3
Coding region: 117-962 (281 amino acids)
Biological process (GO): cell surface receptor signaling pathway
Source: RefSeq, a predicted model, not a curated record